AAGUAUACCAGAUAAACAACAAUAAAAUUAGUUUACUAAAUAAAUAUUUUAAAAUAUACAUAUUUACUUGUAAAAAAUAACAAUAUGGUAAAAAUUUCAAAAGUAGUAGUUUGUGGAAUGAAAGGAGUAGGAAAAACUACGAUUUUAGAACAAGCCAUAUAUGGCCAUGUUAAUGAAAAAUUAGAUUUACAUCCUACGAUUGAAGAUAUAUAUGUUGCUAACAUCGAAUCUGAUAAGGGCACAAAAGAAAAAUUGAGACUCUACGAUACCGCUGGAAUAGAACAUUCACAAAUUUCUACAGCAAAUGGAAUGACGAAUCAACAAUUGCCUAGGCAUUAUUUACUUAUCGCUGAUGGAUACAUUUUGGUGUAUGAUACUGUCAAAAGCACAUCCUUCGAUGUGCUCGUUUCUAUUAAGAAGGAUAUAGAUAAAAAUAAAGAUAAAAAAGAAGUCACCUUAAUAGUGAUAGGCAAUACAUUUAAAGAGGACGAAAACUCUGAUUCUAUUGCGUCAAAAGUCAAUCAUUGGUGUGGUAGAGAAAAAAUUAAACAUUUUACAGUUAACGCUUUGAAAAGACAGACUUUAUUCGAGCCUUUCAUCUAUAUUACUAGCAAGUUGACUCCACCUCCUAACAAAAGUAGUUUCACACCAUUGUCAAUGGGUAGAAAGGUUAUAAAAGAUUCGUAAUUUGCAAAGCAAUUUUACAUUUUUAAGUUAGAUCUGAUAGUUUUAUUUGUAUAUGUUUAUAGUUAAGUGAGUGGCCGGGGUUUGUGAAAAUAGGAAUCUCUUGUUUGGAAAUUAAUUGUAACUCAUGUUUCAGUAUUAAGUAUUCUAUAUUGUUUAUGUUUACAUUCACC
Molecule: messenger RNA, 857 nt
Organism: Phyllotreta striolata
Lineage: Eukaryota; Metazoa; Arthropoda; Insecta; Coleoptera; Chrysomelidae
Source: the annotation of a GenBank genome assembly